Mizuhopecten yessoensis (Yesso scallop) is the source of this 2448-nucleotide messenger RNA. Its product is annotated as solute carrier family 23 member 1-like. The transcript is spliced from 12 exons. The record is from RefSeq and is a predicted model, not a curated record. Bases 1 to 2448 code for a protein of 815 amino acids. Gene Ontology annotation, molecular function: transmembrane transporter activity. Gene Ontology annotation, cellular component: membrane. Lineage: Eukaryota; Metazoa; Mollusca; Bivalvia; Pectinida; Pectinidae. Gene Ontology annotation, biological process: transmembrane transport.
AUGGAAAUGAAUGAACAAGUUACUGACAAGUCAAGAAAUCAUGUUGAUGCUGAUGGAAUGUGUGAGCCGUCUUCUGACAUAACCAGUACUUGUGUAGCGGACUGUCCACCUACAGUAGACAUUGCGAUGGAUGACCAACCAGACAGUCUACUUUACAACGUAUCCGACCGACCACCUAUCCUUGUAUCCAUCUUUCUGGCAUUUCAGCAAGCCCUGAUGUCUGUCUCCGCAUCCCUGGUCGUUUCCUCACUUGUUGCCGACGUUGCUUGUGCAUCCGACUUUCCGGACAUCAGGACAACCCUGCUGAGCUCUACUCUAUUGCUGAACGGGGUCACGACAGCAAUGAUGUUAACCCUGGGUAUCAGGCUGCCAUUAUAUCAAGGCCCAUCUGCUGAGUACGUGAUUCCUCUUAUGGCGAUACAACUUAUAGACAAAGAUUUCUGUAAACUUCCUGGAGCCCAACUCAACCCCGGACCUAAUACGACUUCUCUGAUGAACUCCACGGGCGACUUAGACGUUAACAUUACAGUCAGCGAUGAGUAUACUUUGAGGCGGCAACUGGCAUUAACAAAAUUACAAGAGUUCCAGGGCUGUCUGAUUCUGGCAGGUGUGCUUCACUUCCUUGUCGGCGCCACAAGUACGGUGGGAUUCCUACUCCGAUUCAUCGGACCUGUCACUGUUGUGCCUACCUUGCUUAUCACAGGGAUUUUUACGGCGCGUUUAACAAGUAACCUUGCAAGGAGUCACUGGGGAAUAGCUAGCAUCACCGCAAUCACAGCUAUCUUCAUGUCAUUGUGUAUCGGUUACAAGAAAAUGCCGUUUCCAGCCUGGUCCAAAGAAAAUGGCCUACACAUCUUCUGGUACCCGUUUCAUCAGUUGUUCUCGGUCCUGAUCGGUAUGAUGGUCGGUUGGUCAGUGUCGGCCGUGAUGACGUACACAGGGGCACUAACAGACGACCCAAGUCAGUCCGAGUUUUUCGCCAGAACAGACGCCCGGGCUGAAAUCGUUACCAACGCCUCCUGGUUUCGUGUGCCUUACCCAAAUCAGUUUGGCCCGCCAUCGUUUAACGUCGGAGUUUUCAUCGCAUUCCUCAUCGGCACCAUACUGUCUAUUCUGGACUCAAUAGGAGAUUACUACGCAUGCGCACGGAUAUGUAACGUGCCACCUCCUCCACGACACGGAGUGAACCGCGGUAUUGCCGUGGAGGGCCUCUGUAGUACUCUAGCAGGGGUCAUUGGAUGUGGACACGCUACAAACACCUAUGGCGAAAACAUUGGGGCGAUCGGCAUUACAAAAGUAGCCAGUAGGGACGUGUUCUUGUUGGUGUCGCUAAUAUAUAUCGUGUUCGGAAUAUUCGGGAAGGUCUCUGCAGUCUGCAUCACAAUCCCUUUACCCGUCCUAGGCGGCACUAUGAUCGUCAUGUUUGGUCUCUACAAUGGCGUCGUCCUGUCUAAUCUGGCCGCCGUUUCACUGUCAUCGACUCGUAACCUCGCUAUCAUCGGCAUUGCCUUCCUAAUUGGUAUCAUGCUUCCGAACUGGAUCGAAAAUAAUCCGGAUGACAUCAACACAGGAAGCGCCUACUUCGACAACAUAGCGAAGACGUUGCUUGGCAACCCAAGUCUAUGUGGUGGUGUCGUGGCCUGUUUCCUGGACAAUAUAGUUCGCGGUACGGAUGAUGAACGUGGGAUAUCUGCAUGGCACAAUCAGGAUAAAGUUGACCUGAACCACGUGUACAGUGAGGGUAUGGAAGUGUACACACCCCUACUGCCCGCCUCCUGGCGGUCGUGGAGGCUGAUGAAAUACAUACCUAUUUGUCCUUACCAACCACUAAUAACACCAGACGCUUCUGAUAAACUACUCUGUUAUUUCCGGGGCCCUGUCUAUUCGGAGAACAGCGGCUUCGUAGGGGUACCUAAAUCGUCCAUAGGGGACUUGGUUACCAAGAAGUACAAAGAGCCUGGGAAACCGGGAAGGAGACCAGCUUUGCCAUCCGACAUUGAGGACGUGUUCCAGGCUGUAAAGGAUGCGUCAAAACAGGGGAUAGGGAUAUCAUGUGCGCAACUCCUUGCCCGUACAGGGUUAUUGUGUAGAAGAUUGAACAUUUCUCCCGUCAAGCAAAUAUCUCCAGGGAAAGAUUGGUGGGAAGGCGUGAAAAAAACCCACCCGGAUUUAAGUAUACGAAAGCCCGAGAAGUUGGCCACAUCGAGGGCGUGGAUGUUAAAUCCGGUGGUGGUUGCCAAAUAUAUGGAUGACCUUGGCAACUUUCUUGACAAUCUUCAGCUAAAGGACAAGCCCCAUCGCAUCUGGAAAUGCGAUGAAACAGGGAAGCAGUUUGAGCACCAGCCAGUCAGGGUCAUAGCCGAGAAGGGUGCAAAAAACGUCGUAGGGAGAACUACAUCAAAUCGCACAAACAUCACGAUCAUGGCUUGCGUUAAUGCAGCGGGUUAA